AAGUGCUUUGCUUGAAUGUGAACGCGUAUGUCAUGACUCUGACGUGAGAUUCGCCUGACGCCCGGCCCUUCAUAUCCCCGGUAUCUUGGAUCACCCGUUAAGUAGCCGGCCUUGCUCGCUUCUGACCUUGUCGCUUUGUGGGCGAGUGCAGCCACGCGAGGCGGCCUUCGGCUUUGAAGAUAACCCAACCGGCCAGCACCGUCGGCAGUCAUGUGAUGCUUGCCGACUGGGCGAAGGUGGGGGUGGAUCCGAUGCGAGUACAUAUGUGCUACUUCCGGUGGGCGGCCCCCCACCAUCCAGCAUGACCCAGCCGCGCAAGCCAUCGAUUGAGGAGUGCGACGCGGCGAUCACCCGCAAGGGCGGCCCGUUCGAGCUGGAAACGAUCAUGCACAACGGUGUGCAAGAGAAGUUCUGGGUGCAGGGCUUGAAGACGAUGCGCGAGCUCGUGCUCGACGGCCUCCCGCGGGGCGGGGACGCCGUCAUGGUCAACGCGCCGGUGCCGGAGCCCGGGCCGAAGGAGGAGCGGAUCGACACGACGUUCGCGCAGGUGUGGGCGCGCUCGCUCGCGCUCGCCGUGUGGCUGCGCGCGCGCGGCGUGCGCAAGGGCUCCUUCGUCGCCAUUAUCGGAUACAACAGCGUCGAGUGGAUCGUGAGCUGGUGCGCUAUUGAGCUCCUCGGCGCUGUGCCGGUUAUGGUGAACGCCGCGCUGCAGCCCGAGCCGUUUGCACACUGCUUGAACAUUACGAACCCUGUCGUCGUGCUCUGCGACGCGCCCAGUGCUGUCAUGUGCGGGCGCGUGGCCCCGCGCCUCAAGAACGUCGGCCCAAUCUUCAGCUUCAACGAGCACGCGUGGCUCGACAAGAGCUGCAAGGUGCCCGUUAUCGACCUCACGACCCUCAAGGCUGCCAAGGAGGAUACGGACGACAUUGUCAGCGGCAACGGACUCGGCCUGCAUGACUUUGGGCCGGAGAGCGACGGCGUCAUCUUCUUCACGUCCGGCACGACGGGCUUCCCCAAGGCUGUGCUCUCGAACCAGCGCGCCGCGCUGCACAACCUGCACUCGGGCAAGUUUUUGAUGGCGCGCACGGCGAUGCGCAUGGGCGCGCCGGCCGACAUGGCGAUCCAGUUCGCGAUGGCGCCGCCGGAAAAGCAGAGCGUGGCGCUGCUGUGCAUUCCGCUGUUCCACGCCACGGCCGGCGAAGGGUGGCUGCAGAAGCUGAUCCACAUGAACCAGAAGCUCGUGCUGCUGCGCCGCUGGAACGUCGCGGACGCAGUCAAGGCGUGUGUCGACUACCAGUGCGGCGUGAUCGGCGGCGUGCCGGCCGUCGUCGUCGCCAUCAUCCAGCACCCCGACCUGCCAAAGGACCACAAGUUUGAGUCCACGCUCAACGGCGGCGCGGCGUCGCCUGCGCGGUUGGCAAACGACCUCCGCACGCGCUGGCCCGACAUGAGCAUCGCCGUCGGGUGGGGCAUGACGGAGACGAAUGCGCUCACCACCGCCAUUGUGGGCGACGACUACGUCGCGCGCCCCAAGGCCGCGGGGUGGCCUAUGCCGUUCGUGGAUAUCAAGAUUGUUGAUCCCGAGACGCGCAAGGAGCUGCCGCGCAACACUGUCGGCGCGAUCCUCUCGCGCGGCCCCAACAACAUGACGUGUUACUACAACAACGAGAAGGCGACCCGCGAGACGCUCAUCAACGGGUACGUCGACACCGGCGACGCGGGAUACCUCGACGACGAGGGCGUCAUGUACAUCUCGGACCGGAUCAAGGACAUCAUCAUCCGCGGCGGCGAGAACAUUGCGUCCGAGGAGGUCGAGAAUGCCGUGUACACCGACGACCGGGUUGCCGAGGCCGCCGCGGUCCCCGUGCCCGACGACAUGUUGGGCGAGCUCGUCGCGGUCGCCGUCAGCCUGCGGAAGGGGUGCACCGCGACGCCCCAGCAGAUCCAGGAGCACGUGCACAACCGCGUGCGCCCGCACGCGCGCCCCGCAUUCGUGUGGGUCUCGGACGACCUGCUCCCGCGCAAUGUGAAUGGCAAACUCGUCAAGACGGACAUUAAGAAGAUUGUCGGCGAGCUGUACGCCAAGCACCUUGCGCGUGCCAAGAUGUAGGCUGGGGCUUUAGUGGGUUUCUCUGAAGAUUAAGAUAUAUGGGAUAUGGGCAUGGCCUGUGGGGGUGAGAUAGUUAGAUGCACCAAGUGUUAGAAGCAA
This is a messenger RNA of Cutaneotrichosporon oleaginosum, 2209 nucleotides long. RefSeq lists its product as uncharacterized. The record is from RefSeq and is a predicted model, not a curated record. Gene Ontology annotation, biological process: secondary metabolic process. Lineage: Eukaryota; Fungi; Basidiomycota; Tremellomycetes; Trichosporonales; Trichosporonaceae. Gene Ontology annotation, molecular function: CoA-ligase activity.